UCCCGCGCAACUCCGGAACUAAUAAAAUCCCGAGCCCGAAAAUUAAUCAGAAUCGUUUUAGCAUCGUUUACAAAGGAAGUCCAUAUUGAUAUUCAUAUUGUUUUGUUUAGUGGCCAGUGGAGGAGAUCCUCGAAAUUUAUAGCGUGAUAUUUACCGAUCAAGAUGGGAGACCGUUACAACAUCCACAGUCAGUUAGAACACCUGCAGUCUAAGUACAUCGGCACUGGUCACGCUGACACUAACAAAUGGGAGUGGAUGACCAAUCAGCACAGAGACAGCUCAGCUUCUUACAUGGGACACGCCGACAUGCUGAAUUACUUCGCAUUAGUGGAGAAUGAAUCCAGAGCGCGAGUACGUUUCAACCUGAUGGAACGGAUGUUACAGCCGUGUGGUCCCCCACCAGAGAGGCCAGAGGACUGAGACACACACACACACCCAUUAACUUUGUGUGCAUGCCUGGAGAGCCUUCAAGCAACACCAGACUUUUUUUUAUAACAUUAUCAUAAAGUAUUGGUUAUUUUACUUUUCAAGACAUUUCAUACUGGAUCUUUGAUCUCUUAAUUUUGAAGCUGUUUAUGAUUUUAUAUGUAUUAGAGUUAAUUCACAUGAACUUUCAAAAAAUAUUAUACAUCUGGUUAUAUUC
Molecule: messenger RNA, 643 nt
Organism: Ostrea edulis (European flat oyster)
Lineage: Eukaryota; Metazoa; Mollusca; Bivalvia; Ostreida; Ostreidae
Product: splicing factor 3B subunit 5
Exons: 2
Coding region: 163-420 (85 amino acids)
Biological process (GO): mRNA splicing, via spliceosome
Cellular component (GO): precatalytic spliceosome; U2 snRNP
Source: RefSeq, a predicted model, not a curated record